AUGGGAAGCAGCGAUCGGGGCUAUCGGAGUUACGCCACCUUCAUCCUCUCCAAUGCGGCCGUCAUGAGCGAGGCUGCCAUGGACACCUUCACCUUUGCGAGUGCCUCGGAGGUCAAGACCAGUGUCAGCGUCAAGGUAGGCCGUCUCGAGGGCCACGAGAAAGCCUUGGCCUACUCGACUCUGCUACGCCAGCCCGAGCUGCGUCACCGAGGCUCCAACCUGAGCCCGACAUCCGAGCUCUAUGUCACCGCUCAAGUCUUCGCCGACAGUAAGCCCUUGACUGUACACGCUCAGACUCCGUACAAGACCUUCAAANAUGCCCGUGCCUGGAAUGAGUGGCUACGACUUCCGAUCGACUAUGCUCUGCUCCCGCUCAAUGCCCAGCUCGCAAUCACCGUCUGGGACCUGUCACCCGCCGGUACUCAUGGUGCAAGAGGCCAUCAUAUCCCCUUCGGCGGCACCACAAUCUCGCUCUUCGACGACGAUGGCACCUUAAGGAAGGGCAGGCAGAAGUGCCGCCUUUGGAGGCACAAGCAGGCCGAUGCCUUUUCCGACUCGACUACCCCGUGGGCUCCUUCUACCAAGCGUCGUCGUCGCAGCCACGGGAACCUCCAGCUUUUCGCCGACGACAAGCAUAGCCAGAGGGCUGCCGAGCUGGAACGACUACAAGGCCUUCUCAAGAGGCACGAGAUGGGUGAACUGUCCGAGCACAAGUGGCUGGACCAGAUGGUCUUUCGCCAGAUUGAGCGAUUGGAGCGAGCAAACAUCCGUGACGAUUCCAAAAUCCACGCCCAGCCGGGUGCUAACGGUCAUACACAAGAGGACUCUGCAAUCUUCUACCUCUACAUCGAGUUUCCCCGCUUCGACCACCCCGUCGUCUUCACCGACCACGAAUAUCCUCCUCCUCCAGUUUCGAGUGCUCGCGUACGUGCCGCUCCAGGCUCUGACGUUCGUCUGAAACCUCCGCCGGAGAUCCACGUCGGUCCUGGCAUCGACUCGAAAAAUCCAGGUUACGGCGACGCUCACGCUCCUCAUCUGAUUCGCAUAUACGAUCCUGAAGUCGGCUUCUAUGACAACCCUGCUGAGAUCAAACACCGCAGCCUGGUGCGAAACCAACGCAUCGGCAUGCUCGAUCGACAUCUCAAGCCCAAUCCAAAGACCAGAGAUCAACUUAAUCACAUCCUGUCAUAUGGUCCUACCACGGACCUGAGUGCUGAAGAAAGAGACAAGGUCUUCAAGUUCAGACAUUACCUCACCCGUGACAAACGUGCUCUUACCAAGCUGAUAAAAUCGACAUCCUGGAACGACGCAAAUGAGGUGCGUCAAGUCAUCCAGCUACUCCCCAAGUGGGAGGAGAUCGACAUCGACGAUGCCCUCGAACUACUGGGUCCUUCAUUUGACAACAAAGAAGUUCGCGCAUACGCUGUCGAUCGCUUGCGUAAGGCAGGUGACGAAGAGCUACUCCUAUAUCUCCUACAACUGGUCCAGGCUUUGAAAUUUGAGCCCGAAGUAAAAGCAAACGCGAACUUCGAUCAGUACGACUCAUCUCUAGCUAGCUUCCUUGUUGCUCGCUCCGCCGCCAACAUCUUCCUCGGCAACUACCUACAUUGGUACCUCAUGGUCGAGUUGGACGAAAGCUCCAAUGACGCACAGGCAGCUACUUUCAAGAAACUCUAUGCUCGUGUAUCAUAUGAUUUCAUGCAGGAGCUCGAGAAAACACCGGAAGGACAAGCGCGCCGCAAGACUUUGCUGCGCCAGGGUGAAUUCAUCACUGUUCNNUUGUCUCAACUUUGCGAAGAUGCGAGGAACAAGAAUGUUGAUCGCAUACGCAAAGUCGAGAAGCUCAAGAAGUCUCUUAUGGACCCCAAGAAUGAUCUCGUCAGGAUUGAUCCACCUCUUCCUCUGCCCCUCGAUCCCAAUGUGGAGAUCGUGGGCGCCGUACCUGACAAUGUGAAUGUCUUCAAGUCGACAUUGUCACCUUUAUUGCUCCAUUUCAGAACAACUAAAGGAGACAUCUAUCCUCUCAUCUUCAAAGUCGGCGACAACCUGCGUCAAGACCAACUGGUCAUCCAGAUCAUCACUCUGAUGGACCAACUACUAUUGAAAGAAAAUCUCAAUCUUCAACUGUCGCCAUAUCGUAUCUUGGCAACUGGGGCGCUCGCCGGUGCCGUUCAGUUCGUGUCAUCCAACCCUCUCUCUACCAUCCUGGGAAAUGCCAAAUACAGCAACUCGAUCCUUGGCUACCUUCGUGAGCAUAACCCAGAUGGUGCGGCCCCUAUGGGUGUGCGUAAAGAAGUGAUGGAUACCUAUGUCAAGUCCUUGGCUGGCUACUGUGUUAUUACAUACCUGCUAGGUGUGGGCGACCGUCACAUGGACAACUUGCUUCUCGCUCCAGAUGGCCAUUUCUUCCAUGCCGACUUUGGCUACAUCCUUGGUCGCGAUCCCAAACCUUUGGCGCCCAGCAUGAGACUCAGUGUCGAGAUGAUUGAUGGUCUAGGCGGUAGUCCCGACCGAAACCCGAGUAAUCCUGACAGCAGAUUCGAUGAGUUCAAGCAGUACUGCUUCACUGCCUUCACCACACUACGUCGCUCAUCGAAUCUCAUACUCAACCUCUUUGCACUUAUGCAGGACGCCAAUAUCCCUGAUAUCAAGCUCGCUGGUGAUCAAGCUGUCAAGAAAGUGGAAGAGAGAUUCUGUCUGCAGCUCAGCGAGGAAGAAGCCAUUACGUUCUUUGACAACCUCAUCAGCAGGUCGUUCGAGGCGUGGGGUCCGGUGCUCAUCGAUGGUAUACAUGAUUUCAUGCAACGUAUCAAAGCGUAA
Molecule: messenger RNA, 2820 nt
Organism: Aureobasidium vineae
Lineage: Eukaryota; Fungi; Ascomycota; Dothideomycetes; Dothideales; Saccotheciaceae
Source: the annotation of a GenBank genome assembly